Molecule: messenger RNA, 1140 nt
Organism: Australozyma saopauloensis
Lineage: Eukaryota; Fungi; Ascomycota; Pichiomycetes; Serinales; Metschnikowiaceae
Product: threonine aldolase
Exons: 1
Coding region: 1-1140 (379 amino acids)
Biological process (GO): glycine biosynthetic process; L-threonine catabolic process
Cellular component (GO): cytosol
Molecular function (GO): L-allo-threonine aldolase activity
Source: RefSeq, a predicted model, not a curated record
AUGUCGCUUUCUCUUUCAAAUUUCGAAAAGUCGCCUGCGUCGGCAGAGUUCAGAAGCGACACCUUCACCACCCCAACUCCAUCCAUGGUCGCUGCGUUGGCGACGUGUACUUUGGGCGAUGCGGUGUACAACGAAGACGUAGCCACAAACACAUUGGAGAAGAAAGUCGCACAGUUGGCCGGAAAGGAGCGCGGGCUCUAUUGUGUGUCGGGUACCCUCCUGAACCAGAUCGGAUUGCGGGUCAACUUGUUGCAGCCUCCCCAUGCGGUGCUUUGCGAUUACCGGGCCCAUGUCUAUGUUCAUGAGGCCGGCGGAUUGCCUACGCUUUCGCAGGCUUUGGUCCAGCCAAUUGUGCCUAAGAAUGGUAUUCAUUUGACGUUGAUGGACGAUAUCAUCCCCAACUUCGUCCCCGACGACGGUGAGAUCCACAGUUGUCCCACAAAAGUCAUUAGUUUGGAGAAUACCUUGCACGGAAUGAUCUUACCCAUUGAGGAGAUUCAGUUGAUUUCUGCCUUCUGUAAGCUCCACAACGUUCGUCUUCACUUGGACGGUGCUAGGUUGUGGAACGCCUCCGUGGCCACAGGCAUUUCCAUCAAGGAGUAUUGCUCAUACUUUGACUCCGUGUCUCUCUGUCUCUCCAAGACGUUGGGUGCUCCAAUCGGGUCUGUUCUUGUUGCUGACGAUAAGUUCAUCCGUAAGGCUAACCACUUCAGAAAGCAGAAUGGUGGUGGUAUCCGCCAGAGCGGACUCUUGGCUCUGAUGGCCCUGGUGGCUAUUGACGAGAACCUUCCCAAGUUGGCACGCACCCAUGAAGUCGCAAAGAAUUUGGGCGAAUAUGCCACUGGUCUUGGCUUCAAGUUGGAACAUCCAGUGCACACCAACUUUGUGUUUCUAGACUUGAAGAAUUCUCUUGUGGACCCUGAUGCCUUCAUGGAUAUUUGCGGCAAGCACAAUGUGAGGGUUGGCGGUGGAAGAAUUGCCUUCCAUUUCCAGGUCUCUGAUGAGGCCGUAGCUGAUCUCAAAAACGCUCUCAAGGAAGUCAUUGAGUACUCCAAGGAGCACCCAUAUGAUCCCUCUACUCCCGCAUUGGAAUUGCCCAAAGCCACCAGUUUUUACAAACUCAUUCAAACAACUACAUAG